Messenger RNA from Selaginella moellendorffii, 1962 nucleotides. Its product is annotated as pentatricopeptide repeat-containing protein At4g02750-like. The transcript has a single exon. NCBI's taxonomy places the organism in Eukaryota, Viridiplantae, Streptophyta, Lycopodiopsida, Selaginellales, Selaginellaceae. Bases 1 to 1962 code for a protein of 653 amino acids. The record is from RefSeq and is a predicted model, not a curated record. Gene Ontology annotation, molecular function: protein binding; RNA binding. Gene Ontology annotation, biological process: RNA modification.
AUGGAUCGAAGCGAUUGCAUCCGGCUGCUCGAGUCGUGCAAGAGCCUAUCGCUCGCGGAGACCGCCCAUCGGCGCGUCCGCGAGGUUUAUCCCGCGAUCCAGGACGAUGCCUUCCUCUCCAACAAGAUCGUCCAGAUGUAUGGCCGCUGCGGGAGCGUGGAUCGCGCCAGGAUCGCGUUCGAGAGGAGCCAGAACAAGGAUCCGAGCUCCUGGGUGUUCAUGCUUUGCGCGUACUCGCAAAACGGGCACCUGGACGAUGCGAAAGAGAUCUUCGACCGGAUGCCGGAUAGGAAUCAAGUGGCCUGGACCGCGAUGCUUACGGGGUACGCGCGGGUCGGGGAUUUGAUCGAGGCCAAGCGCGUCUACGAUCGAAUGCCGGAGUGGGACGUGGUUUCUUCCACCGCGAUGCUCAGAGCGUAUGCCCAGAAUGGGCAUAUUGUCAAUAGUGAGAAGCUCUUUAGCGAGAUGCCGGAGAAAAAUCUUGUUUCGUGGAGUGUAAUGCUGGAUAUGUUCUCACACAACAAUGAUCUUGCGAAGGCGAGACUUUGUUUUGACAAUAUGCCUGAGUGGGAUGUUGUUUCCUCGACUACAAUGCUUGCAGCAUAUGCCCAACACGGGCAAUAUUAUAACGCUGAAGGGGUCUUUAACUACAUGGAGCACUGGACUCUAGCUACUUGUUCCACGAUGCUCGCAGUUUUUGCACAGAGUUUCCAGGUAGAAGAAGCUAGAAACUUGUUCUCGAGUUUGCCGCAAAGAGAUUUCGCGUCGUGGAUUGCUAUGUUGAACUGCUAUGCUCAAGUUGGUGAUGUAGACCAAGCAAAGAUUGUGUUUAAUCAGAUGCCCGAGUGGAAUCUCGCCACCUUCACGGCAAUGCUGAACGCGUUUGGAGCCAAUGACAAAGUUGACGAUGCGAAAGUCUUGUUUGAUUCCACACCCGAGCUCGACAUGGUACUUUGCACUGCCAUGAUCGAAGCUUAUGCCCAGGCCGGGCAUACCGUUCUUGCAAAACACAUAUUUGAACAGAUGACUCAGCAUGACAUUGUGUCAUGGAACUCGAUGCUAUCAGCUUACGUUAACAAAGGUGGCAGCCUCAAUGGUGCUAGGGACGUGUACACUCGGAUGCCGUGCUGGAGCGUAGUCACCUGGAACUUAAUGUUUGUGGCAUAUACCCAGGAAGGGCAUCUGGAACUGGCAAGGCUCUUGUAUGAGGAGAUUCCAGUCCGAAACCUAGCAUCUUCAACGAUUAUGCUCGAAGCGUACUCAAGAAACGGCUACAUUGAAGAGGCUAGUCAAAUCUUUGCACAAAUGCCUGUGCAAGAUCUUGUUUCUUCCACAGUCUCUAUCAAUCUUUCUGCCCAGUGCAAGAAUUUGUAUUUGGCGAGAGAGAUCUUUGAGAAAAUGCCGGAGCGCAACGUUGUCUCAUGGACCGCACUCUUGAACGCUUACGUUUCAAACUCCCAAUUGAACUACGCGUUGUCUUUGUUUCAUACUCUCCCUUCGCAUACUGUUGUAACUUGGAACACCAUUGUGGCAGCGUAUGCCAUGAACGGGCAUUCCAGUACUGCGCUCUUUCUCUUCUACUCGAUGAGGAUGGCAAGCGAGGCUUCACCGGAUGGAAUCUCGCUCUUGUCCGUUCUGGUCGCUUGCAAUCACACGGGAGACUCGGAGCUCGCAAGGUCUUUGUUCGUGUCAAUGUCGCUGGACUCUGGGAUUGGAGCUAGCAAAGAGCACUAUGGCUGUAUGGUUGAUGUCCUGGGAAGAGCCGGUUACCUGGACGAGGCCGAAGAUCUUGUGAACAACAUGCCGUUCGAGCCCGAUGUUCUAGAGUGGAUGAGCUUGCUUGGAGCUUGUCGAGGCUAUGGCGACGCUGCUAGAGGGACCAAGAUUCUGGCCCGGAUUGUGGCGCUGGAUCCGAGAAACGUCGCGGCGUUCGUGUAUCUCGCUAGAAAAAUACAAAGUUGA